Penicillium cosmopolitanum is the source of this 780-nucleotide messenger RNA. Its product is annotated as SDR family NAD(P)-dependent oxidoreductase. NCBI's taxonomy places the organism in Eukaryota, Fungi, Ascomycota, Eurotiomycetes, Eurotiales, Aspergillaceae. Gene Ontology annotation, molecular function: oxidoreductase activity, acting on the CH-OH group of donors, NAD or NADP as acceptor. The record is from RefSeq and is a predicted model, not a curated record. Bases 1 to 780 code for a protein of 259 amino acids. The transcript has a single exon.
AUGGGCAAGCUGCAGGGCAAAGUCGCUCUUGUUACAGGCGGUAACAGCGGAAUUGGGCGCGCAAUCGCUGACCAAUUUGCGGAGGAGGGAGCAGCUCACAUCUACAUCGUCGGUCGUCGGCAAACAGAAUUGGAUAAAGCUGCCACCGACCUCGGCUCUAAAGCUACAUGCAUUCAAGCCGACAUCACCCAACUAGCCGAGCUGGACAACGUCUAUUCCCGAAUCGCGAAGGACAAUCGAAAAUUAGAUAUCGUGGUUGCCAAUGCUGGCCGUGUUGAGAAUCGUUCAAUUGUAGAAGUUGAUGUGGAUCACUUCGAUCGUAUAUUUGAUUUAAAUGUGCGGAGUACCUUUUUCACUGUUCAAAAAGCGAUACCCUUACUCAACGGCAACGCGUCGGUAAUAUUCGUUUCCUCCUCGAUGAAUGUUCGAAGUGAUGCCGGAGCGAGCGUUUAUAACGCCUCGAAGGCGGCCGUGCAUUCUCUUGCCAAAACAUUCGCCGUUGAGUUGAUUCCCCGUGGCGUUCGGGUCAACACCCUCAGCCCUGGUCCGGUUGAUACGCCUAUUGUGGAAACCGUUGCAAAGACUCCAGAGGAUGCAGCCGCCUUUCGAAAGUGGGCUGCGACCGAAGUUCCGAUGGGUCGAAUGGGACAGCCGCGAGAAGUUGCUGCAGCUGCGGUUUUUCUAGCUUCGAACGAGAGUAGUUUCUCGACUGGAAUGGAACUACGAGUUGAUGGAGGUCAUGCUGAGCUCCAACAUCCACAGAAGACCUCUCUAUUCUAA